This is a messenger RNA of Lates calcarifer (barramundi perch), 1456 nucleotides long. RefSeq names its product homeodomain-interacting protein kinase 1. Gene Ontology annotation, cellular component: cytoplasm; nucleus. Gene Ontology annotation, molecular function: protein serine/threonine kinase activity; protein tyrosine kinase activity; ATP binding. The transcript has 9 exons. The record is from RefSeq and is a predicted model, not a curated record. NCBI's taxonomy places the organism in Eukaryota, Metazoa, Chordata, Actinopteri, Centropomidae. Gene Ontology annotation, biological process: peptidyl-serine phosphorylation; peptidyl-threonine phosphorylation. The coding region runs from base 160 to 1452 and encodes 430 amino acids.
GAGAAGGUAAGAGGUGGAAUCAGCUCACUUUUUAGUUUAGUUAGAGACCUGAAUCGAGAUCAGAUCAACGACCUAUCGACGAACGAGCGAACAAACGAGCGAACAAACAAACGAGCGAACGAAAGAACAUUAACCGUGUGAGACAGAAGAUAUUCAACAAUGGAUACUUCUUCUUCAUCAUCAUCAUCUUCCCCUGAGGGACCAUACAGACACCAGAUCCCAAUCCCCAGAACCUACAAGUUCAUCAAAGUUCUGGGAGAAGGUGGAUUUGGGACAGUUGUGAAAUGUGUAAAAUUGAGCACUGGAGAGACCAGAGCCAUAAAGAUACCCAGGAGCAACGAAGACCCCCGCCAAGAGGCCUCCAUAAUGACAAUCCUGGCCAAACACAAUCUGGACAAGUUCAACAUUAUCAAAUAUCACGGCGCACUCCUUGCUUAUGGUCAGAUGAGCCUGGUGUUUGAGAUGUUAGACAUCAGCCUUCAGGAUUACCUGAUAAAUCUGAAAGGUCCAAUGCGUUUAGAGAACAUCAGAACUGUCAUUCAACAGUUGGCGACAGCAUUAAAUGCCCUGAAGACGGUUUCCCUGAUCCACUGUGAUAUUAAAAUUGAUAACGUCAUGAUGGUGGAUCAUAAGAGGCAGCCCUUUAGGGUGAAACUGAUCGACUUUGGCUUGGCUUUUUUCAAAUCCCAAGCAAUGCUAGGCAUGGUUGGCCAGGCACUUCCAUACAGAGCUCCAGAGAUCAUGCUUGGACUCCCAGUUUCGGAGGCCAUUGACAUCUGGUCGCUAGGCUGCGUGAUGGCAGUCAUGAUGUUUGGCCUCAUGCUGUUCCCGUCAUCAAACGAGUACCUUACACUGCGACACGUCAUUGACCUCCUUGGCCCACCACCUGAGCAUCUCGUGAGGACUGGAAUAAGAGUUCCUCUUUUCUUCAAGAAGACAGAAUCAGACGAGUGGAUCCUCAAGACAUCAGAGGAGAUUUGGGGAACAGAACCCCCCCCAAGGGACAAGAGAAUGUACACCUUCCGUCAUCUGGACGAAACUGCAACGAUGCGUCUGGAGAGAGACAACAAGAUGGAAGCUGACGAGAGGAGGGAGUGUAUCGAGCUGUUGAAGGCGAUGCUGACUUGGGAUGUGAAGGAGAGAAUCACCCCGGACGGUAUCCUCAGCCAUCCCUUCAUCACCAAGAGCUUCCUCAAUAAUAGCUCCAACCUCAGCACCUGUGAUGAACCAAGACCGAACGCCAGCCAGCCAAAGUCGGACACAAGAGAGGUGAAGAAAACCCAGGACAAUGACAACAAAGCUUUUCCAAGAGGUGUCAUCUUGGUGCGUGAAGCUCGUCCUGAAAAUAGAACCCCCCUGACUGAGACGCUUGAAGAGGACACGGAUAUAAGGCAAGAUAUUUUUUCUCUGAUUGUGCCACCAAGACAGACACCGUGCCCUAAGCAGAACUAAUGUA